UAUAACUUAGAGAGGAAGAAGGAAAGCAGGAGGGGGAGAGAAGAGAGAAUAAAUAAUGUUAAAAAAGAGGGAAGGAGAAAUGCAGAGAGUUCAUAAGAGGAGAGAUUUGAUCGGCUUAUGAUGUUCAGACUAAGUCUCUUUCUCCUUCUGCUGCCCUGCUCCUCAUAUUCCAUCCUAUUGGGAUGGGUGGAGUCUCCUGGGUAUCCAAUGGGCUAUUUGCCUCAUGCCAGUUUAAACUGGAGCAGGUGUGCCCCCAAAGGUCAAACCAUUUCCAUCAGACUGAUCCACCUGGACUUGGAGAACAGCCAAGACUGUGAAAACGAUGCUGUGAAGAUCUUUUCAAACGGGAACCUGAUAGAUGUUUUGUGCGGGAAGAAGGAAUAUGAGGAGCUUCAGGAGAUGGUGAAUCCAUUGUUGUUCUCUUCCCCCGGUGGCUGCCUCACACUUUUGUUUCACUCAGACUAUUCCAAUACCAAGAGACACACCGGCUUCAGAGGAUUUUAUACGCUUCAAGACUUCAACGAGUGUGAAGACCAAAACAACGAAUGUACUCAUUUCUGUCACAAUUUCAUCGGAGGAUGCCACUGUUCCUGUCGCCAUGGUUACUACCUCGCCGAGGACAAUCACACUUGUACGGUGAGCUGUAAUGAGGAUCUGUCUGGCUUGAAAAGAGGUGAAAUAUCCAGCCCUUCCUGGCCUGGGACUUAUGCUGAAAAUGCCAACUGUAAAUACAGCCUCUCUGUGGAGGAGCAUCUUCAGCUGGAGCUGCACUUCUCUGAGGAUUUCGAUGUGGAGCAAAGUUCUGAUGGUCCUUGUAUAGAUGAACUAAAAAUUGAAACCUACUCUGAGACCCUGGGUCCAUUCUGUGGUAACAAACCUCCCCCAUCUCCUCUUCUCACUCAUUCGAGCCAGAUCCAAAUCGAUUUCACCUCUGAUGGGUUUGGGACAAACAAGGGCUUUAAGUUAAACUUCAAGACCAGAGAUAAGGUCUGUCGAUCAGUCGUGACCUCAAACUCCAACGUGACUCCUCUGAAGGAAGAGUAUCACCGGGGCGAAUCGGUGACUGUUAAAUGUCUACUUGGCUAUGCUGUAAAUUCAGAGGAAAUUGAGGGUAUGUUAACAGAGUAUGAGACCACCUGCCAGAGCACAGGUGUAUGGAUGCCAAGCUACCCCUGUGAAAUUGUAGAUUGUGGUUUACCGGAUAUUAAAGACCACAGCCUUCUUCAGGUGGUGAAUCCAGACGACAAGGACACCAAGUAUAAUAGCCAGAUCACCUUUCACUGCAGCUCACAAUACUACACACUGGAAGGAGAUGAUACGUACACUUGUAAUGCCAAUGGUGAGUGGGUAUCAGUGGACGGCGGGGCAGAGUUACCAAAAUGCAAAGAAGUGUGUGGGAUGCCUCAAAAAGAAUUGUUAAAUGCAGGAAGAAUACUGGGAGGAAAUAAUGCAAAACUAGGAGAAAUACCUUGGCAGCUUUUGAUAAAAUAUCCAACUAGAGGAGGAGCAUCACUGAUAAAUGAUCAGUGGGCCGUCACGGCUGCACAUGUUGUGGAAGGGCAACAUAAAGAUGCUUUUGUAAUCUAUGGUGGACUGGUAAAUGCAAGAAAUUCUGAUAUAUUGCCUCGCAUUCCAAUCGAUAAAAUUAUCCUGCAUCCUGGCUAUAGUACAAUUUCUUCAUCUACAACACCAAAAAAUUAUGAUAAUGAUAUUGCUCUGAUAAAAUUCUCAUCCAAAGUGAAUCUUGGCCCAAACCUUCUUCCCAUUUGCCUCCCAGAGGUAAACAGGGGCGUGAAUGAAAAUGAACAAGGCACAGUGUCUGGAUGGGGGGCUACAAUAAGAGGAGGUAGAAACAGGACCAUAUCUCCACACUUACAGUAUGUCAGCAUUCCUGUUAACUCUCUCACUGAGUGUAUGGAUACACCUCUUUCAAACUCUAACGAAGCUAUGACCUUUACCAAUAAUAUGUUCUGUGCAGGAGAAAAAGGGAAGGACAGCUGCCAUGGAGACAGUGGAGGUCCAUUUAUUGUACCCAUGCUGUCUUCAGGGGGGCCAUAUUAUCUGAUUGGCAUUGUGUCCUGGGGAGAAAACUGUCUGGGAGGUGAUAUAAAGGGAAAAAAAAAAGGUUAUUACACCAAGGUGGAGAAUUAUGUAAACUGGAUUAAAACAACAAUCCAGGACAACUGGUUUCAACAUGUUCUGGUCUGUGAGUGUGUCCCGCUGCCAGACUCAGAACCCCCGAUGCAUGGAGCAGUCCAGUCCCCCCAGUAUCCACAGCCCUAUCCCCCCAACCUCCAGAAGCAGUGGGACCUUAGUGUGCCAGAGGGCUUCCAGAUCAGCCUGACCUUCACACACCUGGACAUCGAGGCCUCUACAGGCUGCUACUACGAUUCAAUUACUGUUCUAUAUGAUGAAAAGCUGCUCAGAAAGUUCUGUGGCAACGAGAACUCUGCUGAUGGAAAUCACCCCGGUUACCAGCCCAUUUUAUCUCCAGGAAACAGACUCACUCUGAUAUUCCAGUCAGAUGAGUACAAUCCGGAUCUUCACCAGAAUGUGGGAUUCUCCGCUAAAUACCAAGCAAUAGACAUAGAUGAAUGCUCUGCACCAGAACCUUUGGAUGGAUCGGGUCCGCUCUGCUCUCAGAUCUGCCUCAACACACUGGGAUCCUAUCUGUGUGCCUGUCACCAUGGCUACGAGCUGCGUUCAGACCAGCGUACCUGCGCCUUAUCCUGUAGCAGCGGAGUAUUUAAUGAAGUAGAAGGGCACCUGUUUAGUCCAGGUUACCCGAACCCCUCGCCACAUGCUUUGUCUUGUCAGUACAUUAUAUCAGUGGAGCCUGGCUUCUCUGUCUCUCUUAACUUCUCGGAUAAGUUUCACAUUGAGAGUGUGGACACGGAGGAAGGCCCAAACUGUCUCCAUCACUGGCUGGAGGUGAGCAUCCCUAACAGAGAGUCUAUGAGGCUGUGUGGGGGGAAAAGCCCAGGACUGAUUAACACAAACUCCAACACUGUCACGCUGAACUACCACAUUGAUGAUCAGGGCCGAAGCAAUGGAUGGAGCCUGGACUACAGCACAUCCAGAGUAAAGUGUCCAGUUCCUGGUAAAGUAGCUCGAGGAAAGGUCACUCCUUCCUUAACUGAAUACUUCUACAGAGAUCCCAUCUAUGUGCGCUGUGAACAAGGAUACAAACUAAUGGCGAAUGGUCAGGAGAUAGAGAGCUUCUCUGCUGUGUGCCAAAGUAGCGGAGAUUGGCACCUCCCACUGCCAGAAUGCCACAUUAUUGAUUGUGGAGAACCUGAGCGUCUGUUAAAUGGGGGAGUAACUUUCCUGUCUGGCUUCCAGAAUCAGUAUCUGUCUAAAGUUCAGUAUCACUGCAAUGAACCAUUUUAUUCUCCAUUUGGUGGCAGUAAUGUUACACUCAUCUGUGAGGCAGAUCGACAGUGGAGGUCCAACCAAGAGGUUAUUUUAAAACCAGUAUGCCUACCAGUUUGUGGUCGACCAACAAAGCACUUUAAUAACUAUCAGAGAAUCAUUGGAGGAGCGGAUGCUCCAGAGGACACUAUUCCCUGGCAAGCUCUAAUACGUGUAGGAUCAGGCAAGGGAGGGGGUAUGAUCAUAGCUGAUCGCUGGAUUUUGACUGCAGCUCAUGUGGUUGUUACUGAUGGGAAAGUAGCAACACCUGAGUCUGUAAAAAUUUACCUUGGACAUACUGAUGUUGUCUGGAUUCAAGAAACACCUUCACUAAAUGUGACUGCAAUCCAUGUUCAUCCUGAAUACCAUAACCCAGGAUUAAACUUUGACAAUGAUAUUGCACUGAUACAGGUGCAAGAACCAGUCACCUUCAAAGCAUCAAUAAUGCCUCUGUGUUUGCCAGCAAAAGAUGAUGAAUAUGAGGAUACAAUAAUGGGGAUGGUUUCUGGGUUUGGGCUUACAUCAAAAGGUAAUAAGACGUAUCAAACACAAAAGCUGAAGUACGUGCAUAUUCCAGUGAUGCCUCAGGAGGAAUGCAGAGAUUCUUUGAAGAGACAGUCCAAUGCACCAAUACUGACAGACAACAUGUUCUGUGCUGGAGCUCCUGAAGGUGGGAAAGACUCUUGCCACGGUGACAGUGGGGGUGCCUUCACUCUACAAUCUGCAGAUGGUCGAUUUUGGGCUGCAGGGAUUGUCAGCUGGGGGCUUACCGGUAGAUGUGGAAAGAAAGGAAAUUAUGGAUUUUAUACCAAAGUAGCAAACUAUGUAGACUGGAUUAACAAGAUCAUGCAGGAGAACUAAAAAAAAAAAAGCAAUUACAGUUGAAGCUAUUUGUAAGAUAUAA
Messenger RNA from Cyprinodon tularosa, 4315 nucleotides. RefSeq lists its product as uncharacterized. The record is from RefSeq and is a predicted model, not a curated record. NCBI's taxonomy places the organism in Eukaryota, Metazoa, Chordata, Actinopteri, Cyprinodontiformes, Cyprinodontidae. Bases 118 to 4272 code for a protein of 1384 amino acids. Gene Ontology annotation, biological process: proteolysis. Gene Ontology annotation, molecular function: calcium ion binding; serine-type endopeptidase activity. The transcript is spliced from 23 exons.